Molecule: messenger RNA, 2853 nt
Organism: Procambarus clarkii (red swamp crayfish)
Lineage: Eukaryota; Metazoa; Arthropoda; Malacostraca; Decapoda; Cambaridae
Source: RefSeq, a predicted model, not a curated record
UUCUACAUUUUGCAGGAAUGUGGUGAUGACUCGGGGGUCUGAGGAGCAGAAGAUCGACCACCAGAUCGCCCUCCCAAACAUUCGUAAUUACCCCGACAAUUCAGCGCCGAUGGAAUCCGAAAACCACAAGGACGAUGACGAUGACGACGACGAGCGGCUAGACGUGGUGGGCACGACGGACUCCCACAGCGACGCGCCGCACGAGCUGAUGGACUCGGACGUGUCCGGCGAGGAGACGAACAACAACGCCGCCGAUGACUCUGGUCGAGACUCGGUCAAGCGGAAGAGUGAUCUAGAUUCCGACAUGGACGACCCCGGGUCGCUGGCGGCGUUAAAAAAGGCGGCGCCGGAGAAGGACGAGCCCUCCAGUUCGAGCGGCGCGGACCCCACGCCCAACAUCAGCGUGGGUCCGCCCUUCCAGCCCCCGCACCUGCUGCCCUACCUCUACCACCACGGUCUCUACCCGACCGCUCAGGGUCUAGCGGGGCUGCCGGGCCUCAUGCUACCCGGCUCUGGUGCGGGUCUGGGCCCUCACGGCCUGCAGCUGCCUUUACUGGGGUCUGGAGCGGGCCCACAUCACGGCUCGUCUCCGCUGUCUCCGCCCACAUCUCUACCCGUGGCCCACAACCUCCUGCUGGCCCACAACCUACUGGCGGGUGCGGGCCAUCACCUGCUGGGGUCCCACGCCUACCAGGGUCUGGCGGGUCUGACUGUGUCUUCUGCGGGCGGCAGCGGCUCCCUCAGCGCAGCACCGCCCACCUCCUCCUCACCGGCUGCGCCCUCACCUCUCCUCCCGGAUCGGCUGAAGCCGCCUCGCUUCACCCCCUACCUGCCCUCCUCCACCGCCGCCUCCCUCUCCUCCAUGUUGUCGUCGUCGUUGUCCUCGUCGUUGUCCUCGUCAUGCCUCACGCCCACACUCUCCUCCUCCUUGCUAGGCGAAACUCCGCUGGGUGGAUCCUCAGCAUUCCAGGCGGUGAGUCCCAAAGCGGCGUCGCGUCUGGAAGAGGGCGUGCGCCGCUCCGCCGCCCACGCCGCCUCCGUCGCCCACGCCGCCUCCGUCGCUUCUGAACUCAAGUCGAUCGAGAAAAUGGUGAAUGGCUUAGACCGUCGUCCUGACUUAUCAGAUUCACUUAAAAUGUCCGACAAAUGAGGGCGGGCCCCCAGGGCCGCUUCUGGUCACCUGCACACCCACCUGGUGGCCGUCCAUGCCCUUAGUGGCGGCUCCGUCUGCUCCUCGAACCCACUUUAGCCCCUAAUUUCUGCGCCGGUUCGGGACCUGGGGGAAAACACACCCUCAGGGUGCCUGCCGGUACUCCAGUGAACAAUAGAAGCGGACGGGAGCCCGGACGACCCCCAGGUCAAGCUCAGGGUAACCUAGAUGAGCGUCAGCAGAGUCCCAGGGUCUGCUCCUGGGCUGGCCACUGGGGCGGCCCUCCCUGCUUAUCGCUACCAGUGCAAAUAAAGACACGGGACACCUCUAAGGCGUGCACAAAAACCCAGUUCCGCGCCGCGUCAACAGUGUGUGUCGUAUAUUGCACGUGUAUAUAGUCCGUAAAACUACUUGUUAGUAGAGCGUAUACCAAAGAGCGGACCGACAGCAGCUGUUUUGCGGGUGCGUGCGUGUGCGUGUGUGUGCGUGUGCGUGUGUGAGUGUGUAUGUGUACCAUGGUUCAGUUGUGAGUACAGUGUCGUGUGUACAGAUGGAUUAGAACAUAGAGACAUGGCAGCGCUCAGUUGAGAACAAAAAUGACUUUUAGAAACAUUUUCAAAUCCACGUUAAGGGUUGAUCAAUGUUUAACCCUCUGAGUGUUGGUGUGACGGUGGUCUUCCUAGACAUUGAAAAUGCCGUAAACGGAGACCAGUUCUCUCCCAGGAGUGACUAGCUCUGCGGAAGACGAGAGUGUGUGUGUGCCCGGAGUCUCCAGUGCGCACCUGACCGGGCGAGAUGCGUAAAAGAGGAACUAGCUGGGCUCUCGACUGAUGCCGAGAAGCGUGUGUGUAACCUGAGCCCGUCUUACCUCAUAGCCGCUACCUGACGGCCGGUGGCACGCAGGAGUAGCGGCCUCUCGAGGAAUUCGUGAACUAACCGUUAUUAAAUAAAAAACAAAAAUCCAGUGAACUCUACUUAAGGUAGUUUUGCCAGUGCGCCGCUAUAAGGCACUGGCUCGACCCCAGUGGCGGGGUGUAAUGGAAAUAUUAUGGUGCUUUGUUUUCUCUGGGUGUCUUCUUGUUUUCAGUUUAAUAAACAUGCCUACAAUGACCUGAAACAAUACCUAUAAUGAAUAUCUUGAGUAUUUGAAGGAGUGAAGAAGGUACGAGAGUGGAGAGAUGCCUGGCGUCCUCACAAUGUCCCACAACCCUCCUCCAAGAUGCCUGGGAUCGUCUCAAGCACAAGCUGUUGUUUUUUUUAUAUUUUUUUUAGUUUUUUACAAGAUGGCAGGAAAGUGAUUGUUUAUGGUAUAUGAAUCCUUCAAUAUAUGUCGUACCUAAUAGCCAGAACUGCUUACUUGGCUUAGUAAGCAAGGCCCGAUUUGUCUAACAGGCAGAACGAUUUUCGUUAUCUUCAAAUACAUGUAUUUCCUUUCAAAUUGGCUCUCUAAUAGCAAUAUUAAUAUAUUAGAAACAUGAAUUACUGACAAUUAUUUUAGAUUAAGUAAGGUUAGCAUAGGUUAGGUUUGACCAAAUUUCUGUUAGUUUUGACUUAAAGUAAAAAUAAAAAUAACUCAAAUCAUAUAUAAUGUAAUGGAAAGCUUUGUCAGUUCAUGAAAACACUUUGAGAAAUAUAAUAUUAUAGGAAAAUUCGCCUUGUUAGGCAAAUUGGCUUAUUAGGUACAACACACACACACACACACA